Molecule: messenger RNA, 2445 nt
Organism: Neodiprion virginianus
Lineage: Eukaryota; Metazoa; Arthropoda; Insecta; Hymenoptera; Diprionidae
Gene: kdn
Product: probable citrate synthase 2, mitochondrial
Exons: 4
Coding region: 122-1522 (466 amino acids)
Biological process (GO): tricarboxylic acid cycle; citrate metabolic process; carbohydrate metabolic process
Cellular component (GO): mitochondrial matrix
Source: RefSeq, a predicted model, not a curated record
AGGCGCGCGUCGUGUCCAAUGUCCCUCCUCGAGGCGGUUGAGUUGGGCGCCAGACCUCCGAGCAGUCGGCCAGAUACGUGAGCAUAGUGAAACCGGACUUAACCCUCCCCUGAUCGAGACGAUGGCACUUUUUCGUUUUUCCGCCAAACGAUGCCUCGAGGCGCAGAAAAUAGGAUCGACCGCAACCAAUGUUUUGAGACCACUGUCCGAUGCAUCGACGGACCUCAAGAAGGUCUUAUCUGAGAAAAUACCCAAGGAACAAGAACGCGUCAAGGCUUUCCGUAAAAGUCAUGGCUCUGUCAAAGUUGGGGAAGUCACCGUGGAUAUGAUGUACGGGGGAAUGCGGGGAAUCAAAGGUUUGGUCUGGGAGCCUUCGGUGCUGGAUGCUGACGAGGGAAUCAGAUUCCGUGGUAAAUCUAUUCCCGAAUGUCAGAAGGUCCUCCCAAAAGCUGCCGGAGGUGCUGAACCGCUACCUGAGGGUCUGUUCUGGCUCCUAAUCACCGGUGACGUUCCAACCGAUGCUCAAGUUAAGGCUGUGUCCCAGGAAUGGGCAGCGAGGAGCGCCAUUCCAAGCCAUGUCACCAAAAUGCUCAACGAUUUCCCAAAAUCGUUGCACCCGAUGACCCAGUUUUCCGCAGCUAUUACUGCAUUGAACAGCGAGAGCGUAUUUGUCAAAGCUUAUUCUAGCGGGGUACAUAAGUCAAAGUACUGGGAUGCCGUUUACGAAGAUACUAUGAACCUUAUUGCCAAGUUACCUGUUGUCGCAGCUACUAUAUACAGAAAUACUUAUCAAAAUGGCAAGGGGCUUGGCUCAGUUGACGCAAACAAGGAUUGGUCGUGGAACUUUUCAAGCAUGCUUGGAUAUGACAACCCCCAGUUUGUAGAGCUCAUGCGUCUCUACCUUACCAUCCAUUCCGACCACGAGGGAGGCAACGUAUCUGCCCACACCACCCAUUUGGUUGGAUCGGCUUUAUCAGAUCCAUACUUGUCAUUCGCCGCAGGAAUGAACGGCUUGGCCGGUCCUCUGCAUGGUCUUGCAAACCAGGAAGUAUUAGUUUGGUUACAAAAACUUCGCUCUCAGGUCGGCGAUAGUCCGAGCGAUGAAAAACUAAAGGACUUCAUAUGGAAUACGUUGAAGAGUGGACAAGUUGUUCCUGGUUAUGGACAUGCUGUUCUUAGAAAGACUGAUCCGCGGUACACAUGUCAAAGAGAAUUCGCCUUGAAACACUUACCUGAUGACAGUCUGUUCAAGCUGGUGUCUCAAGUGUACAAGGUGGUUCCCCCCAUUCUAUUGGAGACUGGCAAGGUGAAGAACCCGUGGCCGAAUGUAGAUGCCCACUCCGGAGUCCUUCUUCAGUACUACGGGCUUAAGGAAAUGAAUUAUUAUACAGUUCUGUUUGGUGUAUCCAGAGCACUGGGAGUUCUCGCAGCGCUGGUGUGGGAUAGGGCUCUUGGUUUGCCAAUUGAGAGACCGAAAUCUCUCAGUACCGAUCUUUUGAUGAAGUCGGUGAAAGCUGCUUAAAAGAUCUACGAAUCCCACAUGUGAAGUUCAAUAUCCUUACGCUACAUAGGAUUCAACAUCACAUGCUCAUUACCAAGUUUUAUUAUAGACCAACUUUACGACGCUUGGUUUAUUUUUUAUGUAUCUGAUGUGAACCGAAAAACUACCACGGAUAUCUAAUGAGCUCGGUUUUAACGUAUUUUGAUACUGAUAUGAGCAUGAAAAUUCGAACGCAUUGCCAAACUCUAGCAAAGAUCAGUUUAAACAUAAAUAUUGACAAAUAAUUAUGUUAUCAUAGCAAUCAUAUGUUAUUAGUUAUUACCAAUUAGGGAAACGUUGAUAAUAAUAUCGAUAAUAAUAAUAAUAAUAAUAGUUCAUUGGAGAAAAUUGUAGUAGUAGGUAUUAGUUAUUGAAAAUAGCGGAAUAUAUUGUAGAAGUAGAAUGUCACGCGUGUUGACAUAAAAUCUAUGCCAUUCGAUUUUUAUCUCGAAAUAUCGGAGAAAAGAGAAUUUCUUGAAUUCUUAUCAAUCAUUUUCAAACAUAAAUCGGAUGUAUUAUGUAUUUAUAUUCGUCCAAGUACUUCAGACAAUGUGUUCAUGGCAUCAGUUACGUGCAUAUUAUAUGUAUGUUCGUUAUUUUAACAAUAAGCCUAAAUAUAAUAUUUAUGGGCUGGUCUUAAGCAAGAGUCGAAUUUUAUGAGUUAUUAAAUCGAAGAAUCAGUAUCUAUGUAAUGAGACAAUUUGCAAUGGUGAAAUAUUAUUCUCUGGCUCGUGGCAUAGCAUUUGAGACGUAGCAGUAGGUAUUACAGUAAGAUGCAACAAUGUGUAAAUUAAGGAUGCGUCGAGUGGUAGAUCCACUGUCGUAUGAGUGAAUGUGUGCGUGCGAUACAUUAUUUAUAGUAAAAGGAAAGAAAUAAAAAAAUAAAUAGAACUUUUGAAACCUUA